Molecule: messenger RNA, 2157 nt
Organism: Penicillium coprophilum
Lineage: Eukaryota; Fungi; Ascomycota; Eurotiomycetes; Eurotiales; Aspergillaceae
Exons: 10
Coding region: 1-2157 (718 amino acids)
Biological process (GO): tetrapyrrole biosynthetic process
Cellular component (GO): mitochondrion
Molecular function (GO): uroporphyrinogen-III synthase activity; protein-containing complex binding
Source: RefSeq, a predicted model, not a curated record
AUGCAGAAGUCUCGCACCAUCAACACUGCCCUGGGGGCCCGGCCUUUUGUGCCAGUUCCGCGAGUGCAGCUUCAGUUCCAGCGCAACAUUCAGGAUGUCCGCAUCACCCGGACUGGCAAGCCCCUCUUGAAGGUCCAAGGUGGUCGUUCUUCCAUUGGAGGCCACACCGCGACCGUCUUUGGUGCUACUGGUUUCCUCGGUCGCUACAUUGUCAACAAGCUUGCUCGCCAGGGUUGCACCGUUGUCAUUCCCUACCGCGAGGAGAUGGCAAAGAGACACCUGAAGGUCACUGGUGAUCUUGGACGAGUCGUAUUCAUGGAAUACGACCUGCGCAACACCCAGUCCAUUGAGGAGAGCGUUCGUCACUCCGAUGUUGUCUACAACCUUGUCGGUCGCCAAUAUCCCACCAAGAACUUCUCCUACGAGGACGUUCACGUCGAUGGUAUCGAACGUAUUGCCGAUGCUGUUGCCAAGUACGAUGUCGACCGCUUCAUCCACGUUUCUUCCUACAACGCUCGCCGUGACUCGCCUUCCGAGUACUUUGCCACCAAGGCAUGGGGUGAGGAGAUCGUCCGCAAGAUCUACCCCGAGACCACAAUCGUGCGACCUGCACCAAUGUUCGGUUUCGAGGACAACCUGCUCCACAAGCUGGCCAAGAUGGGCAACGUUUUCACUGCCAACCACAUGCAGGAGCGCUACUGGCCCGUUCACGCCAUUGAUGUCGGUACCGCUCUGGAGCGUAUGCUGCACGAUGACACCACCGCCGGUCAGACCUUCGAGUUGUACGGUCCCAAGAACUACUCCACCGCCGAGAUCGCCGAGUUGGUCGACCGUGAAAUCAUCAAGAAGCGCCGUCACAUCAACGUCCCCAAGGCCGUUCUCAAGCCCUUCGCCCACUACAUGAACAAGCUCCUGUGGUGGCACACCCUCUCCGCCGACGAGGUGGAGCGCGAGUUCCUCGACCAGGUGAUCGACCCGACAGCCAAGACCUUCAAGGACUUGGGCAUGGACGAGACCGCCGAUCUUGCCAACUUGACCUUCCACUACCUGCAGGGCUACCGUAGUGCCUCUUACUACGAUCUGCCUCCCUCCACGGAGCGCGAGCGCCAGGAGGACAAGCGAUACCUGCACGUGCUGGACGAUCAGUAUCCUCGCAUUCCUAGAAAGCCCCAAUAUCAAAAACCCAAUUCCCCAGAACUCCCCGCACUCGAUAACAUCAUAUCAAAUCCCUCCAAUCUUUUACUUACCCUCACCCUCACAUUCAUCUUCACACCCCCAAACCCAACCCAGAAUGUCGCCAACACCAAUUCUCCUCCUCAAAACAAAGUCCUCCCCCACGAUGGCUACGAAGACUUCUUCUCCGCACAAAACUACACCCCAACCUUCGUCCCCGUCCUCGAACACCGCUUCCUCAAAAACAACCUCACCCAAGUCCGCGACCUAUUCACAACCGGCGCCUUCAAAAACAAUGCCUCAACCCCCAGAAAAUACGGCGGCCUAAUCUUCACCAGCCAACGCGCAGUAGAAGGUUUCGCGCAGAUGAUCGAAGACGAAAAACAUGUAACCUUCAACACCCCAAAUCUAAUCCUCUACACCGUCGGCCCAGCCACAGCCCGCACCCUCACAACCCUCCAUAAAAAACACCUCCCAGACGCAACGAUCCACGGCGCAGACACCGGAACCGGGGAAAACCUCGCUCAUCUCAUACUCGAGCAUUAUGAUAGUCUCUACCCGACGCAUAAACCAUCGCUUCUUUUCCUUGUCGGGGAGGUGAGGAGGGAUAUCAUUCCGAAAACGCUCAUGGAUGACGCAUUACCGGUUGGGAAGAGGGUUGGUGUUGAGGAGCUGGUUGUGUAUGAGACUGGGGUUAUGGGGUCUUUUGAGGGGGAUUUUGCAGAUGUGGUAGGGAGGGAAGAGGGAGAUGUUUGGGUUGUUGUUUUCUCGCCGACGGGGUGUGAGGCUAUGUUGCGGGUUCUUGGGUUGGGGCCUUUUGCUGGGACUGGGACUGGGAAGGGACGGGUCUUUGUUGCUACUAUUGGGCCUACGACGCGGGAUCAUCUGCGUGAAAAGUUCGGGUUUGAGGCACAUGUUUGUGCGCCGAAGCCUAGUCCCGAGGGUGUGCUGGAGGGUAUUGAGGCGUUUAUGCGUUCGACUUAG